Messenger RNA from Aspergillus brunneoviolaceus CBS 621.78, 1215 nucleotides. Its product is annotated as SNARE domain protein. Bases 121 to 894 code for a protein of 257 amino acids. Gene Ontology annotation, cellular component: membrane; endomembrane system; SNARE complex. Gene Ontology annotation, biological process: intracellular protein transport; Golgi to vacuole transport; vesicle fusion. NCBI's taxonomy places the organism in Eukaryota, Fungi, Ascomycota, Eurotiomycetes, Eurotiales, Aspergillaceae. The record is from RefSeq and is a predicted model, not a curated record. The transcript is spliced from 3 exons. Gene Ontology annotation, molecular function: SNAP receptor activity; SNARE binding.
AGACAAUCCAACAACCAUCCCAUUCUAACUACUACCCACCUACACCCUACCCUCCUGUCACACCUCCGCCCUAUUUAUCCCUCUACAUAGCAUACACCACAAUAUCCAAAUUGUCUCAUCAUGGAUUACACAGACCCCUUCCUCCAAGUCCAAGCGGACGUCCUCUCCACCCUACAAACCACGCGACCGCUCUUCUCCUCGUACCUGCGCAUCCGCUCGCUCGCCAAAUCCCCCAGCAACCCGGAGCUGCAACAAGCGCGCUCGGAGCUCGAAACCACGCUGACCGACCUCACCGCCGACCUGGACGACCUCGUCGAGAGCGUGCGCGCCAUCGAGCAAGAUCCCUACCGGUUCGGUCUGGAGCUGGAAGAGGUCCAGCGUCGCCGGAGUCUCGUCACCGAGGUGGGCGCGGAGAUCGAGAAUAUGCGCCAGGAGCUGCAGCGGGCGGUCACGACGGCAGACGCCGCGGCGGCGGCGAGCGGUGGUGGCGGUGGUGCGGGGUCCUCGCAUCUGCCGAAUCCGGCGGAUUUUGAUGAGGAAGACGGGGGUCUGCUGUCGCCGUCCGGGGAGCGGGGCGAUGAUUACUAUGCGGCCAUGGAGCAGCAGCGGCAGAUGGAGUUGAUGCAUGAGCAGGAUGAGCAGCUGGAUGGGGUGUUUCGGACGGUGGGCAAUCUCCGGCAGCAGGCGGAUGAUAUGGGGCGGGAGCUGGAGGAGCAAGCGGUGAUGAUUGACGAGGUGGAUACCCUGGCCGAUCGGGUCGGGGGCAAACUACAGAACGGGAUGUCGCGAUUGAAACAUAUCAUCCGGAAGAAUGAAGAUACAAUGUCCUCCUUCGCCAUCGCGGUCUUGAUAUUCGUUCUAAUCCUCCUCUUGAUCCUGCUCCUUGUGCUUUGAAGGGGAGGAAGUUUCGUCCGGUCCGCGGAUUUUAGACCUUGGUCUUCUUGCGGGGACGGGACUGUUCCUCCUCGUCGUCCUCAUCCUCGGACGCGUCAAUAUCGCUGUAGUCGACCUCCUCGAUGGAUUGAUCCGUGACUAGACCACCGUCAGUCAGCCAGUGUGAAUGAGAAAAAAUGCAGUCGAGGCCACCACACUUACCAUAGUACUUCAUCGCAUUGGGCCAGAGAUCCUCAGCAACGGCGAUGGCCAGCUCCUCGCCACCGGGGAAGAUCUCGAUGAACUCGAAGUCGUCCUCCAGAUCAUCGUCCUCGUCGUCUU